Molecule: messenger RNA, 456 nt
Organism: Cornus florida
Lineage: Eukaryota; Viridiplantae; Streptophyta; Magnoliopsida; Cornales; Cornaceae
Product: leucine-rich repeat extensin-like protein 4
Exons: 1
Coding region: 1-456 (151 amino acids)
Molecular function (GO): protein binding
Source: RefSeq, a predicted model, not a curated record
AUGGAAAAAGCUAUCUACUCUGACCCCUAUAAUGUAACAGCCAAUUGGGUUGGUGAGAAUGUGUUUGCUUACAAUGGUAUACUUUGCACACCAACACGCGAUGAUCCCAAAUUAACAGUUGUUUCUGGUGUUUAUCUUAACCAUAGUGAUAUAGCUGGGUACCUUCCAGUUGAGCUUGGGCUUUUGACUGAUCUCACUACAUUCCACAUCAACUCUAAUCGGUUUUGUGGAAUCAUCCCGAAUAGUUUCUCUAAACUUCAACAUUUGGAAGAGCUUGAUGUCAGCAAUAACCGCUUCGUCGGUUCAUUUCCAGAUGUUCUUCUCAAGUUGCAUUCACUUGUUUACAUUGACAUCAGAUACAACAAUUUCGAAGGGCUAAUUCCAGCAAAACUCUUUGACAAGAAUUAUGAUGUUUUGCUCUUGACUCACAAUAGGUUCACUUCAGAAAAUCCCUGA